UCCUACGGUUCUGUAAUGACUCAGACAGGACGUCAGGCCGAGCGCCUCUUGCGCCUCACCAUCAAACUCUACAAAGGGCAAGCCCGCCAGGGUGGAGAGGGCCACGACUUUGCCCGCGACUACGUGGUCAAAGCGGCCAAGCUGCAUGCGAAGCAUGGUAUCUACGCCUACCAGCAGUGCUACUCCCCGCCAGCCUAUCGGACCUUCGUCGACGAGAUGAGCCGCCGCAACAACCGCGGCUGGGUGAUUGAUGACCACGACGUAACCAUCGAAUUCUACUUCCGCAGCUUCGAGGAACUCAACAAGGUCAACCACGACCCGGAGUUCCAGGCGCUGCAGGCCAGCGAGGAGCCCUACGUCAACCGGGCGCACACCGUGGUCUCGCUGUCGUGGAUCGAGAAGUACGUCGACAAUACUGAGGUGGUCAACAUCGUGGAUGAUAGGUCGACCUACCCCGGUUACGAUGAGUUGUUGGAUCUGUCCACUGCGCUGCCGACGGGAUCGGCGGCAUGGGCGAAGAAGGAGGACUAG
This is a messenger RNA of Aspergillus aculeatinus CBS 121060, 531 nucleotides long. RefSeq lists its product as uncharacterized. The coding region runs from base 16 to 531 and encodes 171 amino acids. The record is from RefSeq and is a predicted model, not a curated record. NCBI's taxonomy places the organism in Eukaryota, Fungi, Ascomycota, Eurotiomycetes, Eurotiales, Aspergillaceae. The transcript is spliced from 3 exons. Gene Ontology annotation, molecular function: oxidoreductase activity.